This is a messenger RNA of Passer montanus (Eurasian tree sparrow), 1497 nucleotides long. RefSeq lists its product as uncharacterized. The coding region runs from base 294 to 1277 and encodes 327 amino acids. Lineage: Eukaryota; Metazoa; Chordata; Aves; Passeriformes; Passeridae. The transcript is spliced from 2 exons. The record is from RefSeq and is a predicted model, not a curated record.
GAUGAUAAAUGUGGCUGGAGCCAGUGAAGAAACAGAUUAGGAGGUCUGCAGUGGUUUUGGAGCAAGUUCUGUAAAAAGAAGCAACAGUGCAUGGCCAAAGGAAAAGUUCAAGGCAGGGUCACCUUUAACAUCUCAGCACUCGGGGCAUACGACCACCAGAGACCCCUCUGAAUGAUCCUCCAGGGCCAGGAAAGGACUCCCACGUAGGAGGAGGAUGCAUGCAAAUUAGUUCUAGGAAAGUGAUGUUUGUGUAUUAGAUAAGAAACACACUUUUGUGAGUGUGUGUGGUUUUGAUGGAUAAAGCCCCUGUUGUAAUGUCUCACCACACACAGAACAAGGGGAGAUCUUCUGUGUGUGCUGUGGAGGUAAAGAAUUCCUGCUUCCUAAUUCUUCCCAAUGUGAUUGAAAGUUUAUUUCAGCCCCUUGUUAAUUACUUCCUAAGCCCAUCACUACCCCACAUGCCAUGCCAUCCCAUCCCAAGCCAUGCCAUGGCUGCUCCCCGGGCUGAAGCUCUGCCCUUCUGGCUCUGCUGCUCUCCAGUAGGGACAUUUGAGAUCGGCAGCAUCCAGAUCCUUCCUGGCGCCUCCCGCCCCCUCCAAUACACCCUUCCCCUCCCCGGCAGCCCCACUCCAGCCGGGAGCAGGGACAUCUCUGCUGUGACACCUCGGAGCACUCGGGGGGCAAUGCUGAGCCCCUGGGCCAUCGUGUCCGUGCCGGCUGUGCCGCUGCCAGCCCAGCUCUGGGCACUCGGGAUCACUGUUCCUCCAGGGAGCACAAGCCAUGGGUGUGUCCCCUCCCUCCAGCCACAUUCCCGGCUGGCAGCAGCAGCCAGAGGAAGCCGGGAGGCGAAGGCAGCUCAGGGUUCACGGUGCUGUUUAUUGAUAUCACAGCCCAGUGGGAUGCAGGACCUAGGUACCAGGGAGAAUUUUGGGAUCACAGCCGUGUGGGGCACGAUCCGUUUUGGGAAUGGUGUUCUAGGACCCCUGAGGGAGGAUCAAAGCCAUGCUCCAAUGUGCUCCCCAAAGAGCAUCCCUCUCACAUGGCCCUUGGCAAUGCCCCUGCUGCCUUCUCCUGCAGAAUUGACCCUGUGGAUAUUUAUUAAUCAGGUGACUCUAGACAACCCUCAGCUACUAUGCCGAGGUGCUUCGCCAGUGCAGUGGAAGGGAUCAGCAGGCUCAGACUGCCAUGGAAUCAUUGGAAUCAUUCCCUGCUGGAAUCAUUGCUGCUGGCAGUAUUUUCUUCUGGCUCCCCAAAGACCCUCCAGAGAGAUUCCCUGAAGGACCCCAUGGAGCCGUUCUUCCAGCAUCUCCCUACCAGGAAUGAGAUGAUGGGUUUGAUGGUGCUGUUGAUGCUGGCAAGCAGGAAACCAGGCUGGGAAGGCAGAAUGGUGUAGCCGAGCUGCUGCAGGAAAUUCCAGAAGAGGGAGAGUGGUGAGGAGAGGGAGGAAGAUAAUAAUGUGGAGCCUUUUGGGCUUGCUCUUCUGUGAGAAACAUGAGU